This is a messenger RNA of Pocillopora meandrina, 1390 nucleotides long. The record is from the annotation of a GenBank genome assembly. Lineage: Eukaryota; Metazoa; Cnidaria; Anthozoa; Scleractinia; Pocilloporidae.
AUGUCUCGGAAAAUAUGCACACCGUUCUGCAUCAAAGGAAAGCCGUGCCUCAAAUACCACGAUCUCCUCGUUGCGAUUUUAGAGUGCCCAGAUAUCAGGGACAAACGCGGGAAAAUGGACGAGUUUGAAGAAACCGUCAUCUUUUCUAAAGAAAGGCUGGAAGACAGAAGAAGAAAUCCCUGAUCCCGUAAAGAAUUAUCGCUUACCUCUUCUGCACUGGGCAGGCCUUCUUGGCAAGUGUAGAGCAGUGGAUGGUUAAUUAAAAAUGGUAGGUACUCAGGGUCGUGCUAAACAAGUUUUUUGUGGUCUCUGUUUAGGCUAAAUGGAGCUUGGUGUUACCCCACCUUAUCGUUAAAGUCUCAUAAUGCUAAACGAUGCCAAUAUAGGGAUUAACUCGAAAUUCAUUAAGUAUCUUUUGGGUUUGUAGAGGGUCCCCAAUAGGUUUUUCGGGAUAUUGAAAGGCCGAGUCCGGGAAUUUAGGGUACGAAUGGAGUGAGAUGCGGGAUUGUUGUUAUGAACGGGACUCGGGAAUUGAGGAGCGGGAUUCGGGAAAUAUUCCCUUAUACGAACCGAGAGCCGGGAUGUCCGUUAACGAGAGUUCAUGAGGAAAUUGAUCUUCCCAGUCCAUGAAAAGCAUCAGUCGGACAGGCUCUCUGGCUUUCAAGUGAACAGUUGAAGCAACCAAUCAUACUAGGUCCACUCAGCUAAAUCCAUCAAUCACAGAAUUGAUCACAAUAACCAUAGCAACAACCUCUUAUCCAAAAGAAAUAAGGUAAUUUCCAAAAUGUAGGUAUAUUUAACCAGUAAGGACAUUGUCUUCACUGGAGAUUUUUGUUCUAGGUGUAUUUGUUUUUUUGCAAAUUGAUAUGGUUAUGAUUAAUUGGUAGCAGGAUUUCUUGUCGUCCAAUUCUGUCUGUAAUCAUACUCUUGAUUAACAAAUAGGACUUCUGCUUUGUGGUCGUGCCAUUUUGUUAAUCACUCGUAUGAUUACAGACCGAGUUGGACUCCUCUCAGUCAUAUUACCAUUAUUUAUAGGGCAACAUAGAAUCUACUUUUUAUGUGACAAAAAGCAACCAUGGUAAUGUCAUCCAUGCAUCUGUCUUCUCAUAGAUUAUGAGAAAAAAUUAAUCAAAAUGCUUGCAUAGUUAAGCUUAUUAUAAAUGAAUACCCCAAUAAUCUUUCAUUUGAUCUUUUAGGCUUUGACCCUACUGUUUGUUUGCCACUCACCCAAGAAACUGCCCUGCAUAGAUGUAUUCUCUAUCUACAUUACAGCAAGAUCACACGCCUCAGUUACAAGACUAAGAUUAUGAUACAUUUGCUUAAAGAUUGUCUGCAUCUACAGGAUGAAGCCUUGCAAACAUUACUCCAUACUGCUGCAAUAAAGCUUGGA